AAUUGUCGUGGACAGAUGGGUCGCUCACCAGUGAUGGUAGCAGGUUUGCAUGGGAAGAAGGAUGUUUUCGACCUGCUAGUGUCAAAGGGAGCUGAUCUCACACUAAGAACUGACAACAAUGACACCGUCUUUCAUCUGGCAUGUCAAGGUGUAAAUAGUCCCAUUGUUGAAUACCUGCUACCACUGUUUGGCAUUAAUUGUCGUGGACACAUGGGUCGCUCACCAGUGAUGAUAGCAGGUUUGCAUGGGAAGAAGGAUGUUUUCGAGCUGCUCUUGUCAAAGGGAGCUGAUCUCACACUAAGAGAUGACAACAAUGUCACCGUCCUUCAUCUGGCACGUCAAGGUGGAAAUUCUCCCAUUGUGGAAUACCUGCUACCACUGUUUGACAUUAAUUGUCGUGGACGGAUAGACGGGUUUACACCAGUGAUGUUAGCAGCUUUCUCGGGAAAACACAGUAUUUGGGAACUCCUUCUGAAACGUGUAGGUAACCGUGUUUGUGUAGGUGAUGAUAAUCACACAACACUACACACUGCAUGUAGAGGUGGUAACAUGUUGAUUGUUGAAGAUGUCAUAGGUGAUUUUGACAUUGACACAAAAGAUCUUCACGGUCGCACACCACUCCUGGAGGCAGCUAGAGGAGGCCACAUUCCUGUUGUUGACUUCCUUUUGUCCCGAAACGCUGACGUUAAAAUAGUGGACAAUAUGGAGAAUAGUCUGCUACACGUUGCUUUUAUAGGUGGGCACCUUGGUAUGGUGAAACAUGUGUGUCCAUGGUUUAAUACUGAUGACAGAGACACACAUGGGUGGACUCCUACAAUGGUAGCAUCUAUAUUUGGAAAGUCUGCAGUGUUUGACUACCUCAGACGACAAGGUGCAGAUCUGACACUGGUUGAUAGGACUGGAGAUGAUUUGUUCACUCUCGCCCUUCAGGGAGGAUGUAGACAAAUCAUAGAACGAUUAUCACCUGAUGGACAAUAUGUGAAGAAGCACAUCCCCUUGGACAAUACUGAUGAGAUCGGUAGUGACAGUAUCUUUUGAAAUGUUGAAAGUUGCUAUGACAACAGUCCUGAGUUGGUUCAGACAGAUCAGUUUGGAGUCUGCUUCAUCUGACUUGUCCCGGAGCCAACAGACAAUGUGUGGAGUAUCUGCUCCCGACCUUUGACAUCAAUGUCAGAGGUCGGUACAACUUGACACCGGUGAUGAUGGCGGCUGUGUGUGGACAUUGGGAUGUGUUCCAGCUACUGGUGGACCACAAGGCAGAUCUCUUUCUGGUCUCAGACACAAGCGAAUGCAUCCUUACUCUGGCUCAGAGCGGACAGAGUAAUGUCAUUGUGGAAUACCUGAGGAAUAAGUCAGGGAAUUCUCGGGAAUGAGAAAGAUUUGAAAAAGGUUUGGACAGCUGAUGGACUUUCCUAAAAGCUCAAAAAUGUCAAGGAUCAUCCUGGGCAUCAAAGAUUGAAUUCUUAAAUAUACUGAUACACUGUUAAAAUGCAUAAUAAGUAUGAACAAGAAAGCAACAAAGGAAUUUUGUACACAGCAGAUGACACUUCAAAUGAAACCUGUAUUACGACAUUAUUGAUUUUGAUGAUCUUAUGCCUCAAUAAGCUGAACAAUCUGAUGUUUGUGAGGUCAAAAUUGUCAAAUAAAUACAAAUAAUCUAGUAUGCUUUUCAAAUCGUCUCAGUAUGCAAUUUGAAUAUGCCUAUCUUCUUUAGUGAAUGUUUGGAAGAUAACACCCUCUUGUAUUUGACACUUGACUUAUCGGUGUUGCUCUUGGUACCAAUUGUAAUCAGAUGUUGUAGAUAUGUAAAUUGAUGUCUAUAUCAUUUUGACACAGAACAUAAUGCUGCAGUACAUAGGUGCAUAAUAUUACAUUAGUUUACUCCUGGGCACUUAAAUAAGCAUUAAACUUUGUGAGCAAUAAAUAAGUGCAUGGAUGGGAACAGGUCGGUGAAAAUGUUCAAUAUGACGUCAAAGUUCCCAGGAACCACCGCAUCCAAAUAUUAACUGUCAACAUAAAUCUAUAUCAUUUCAAUUUUACAAAUAUAUGUUAAAUCUUGUCCUCUCAUUAAUCCUUUUGAUUUAAAUAUGCACUUACUAUAUUGCUUGUUGCAAAGGCACACUUUGAAAAAUGAUGUACAUUCAGGAAUUAAUAAAUGUUUAUUUCAUGCCAAGACAUGUUCCUUCGUUGCUAUGGAUACCAACUAUUGACUUGUAAUCAGAUGUCGUAGAUAUGUAAAUAGAUGUCUAUGUAAUUGUCUGACACAAUUUGUUCAUUCCUGGAGAAAUACUGAUAAAAGACAUUACAGAUGUUCACUAUAUAUAUGACAUUAUGUAUUGACAAUAUGUGCUGGUUGCAAAUGCUUUAUAACGAAAAUAAUUCACAUUCAGUGAUUACUGGAUGGUUUUUUUUCAUGCCAACGUAUGCUUUCUUUGGCGGCUGUGGGUAGCAACUCUUGGUCUAUAAUCAGAUUCUGUAGAUAUGUACAUAGAUGUCUAUGUAAUUGCUUGACAUAGUUUGUUCAUCCCUGGAGAAUUACGAUGAACUGAGGGACUCGUAUUUCAUCUGUUCACUAAAUAUUUGACACAAUGCAUUGACUAUACUUUCUGGUUUCAAAUCUGAGAUAUUGUAAAUAAUUCACAUCUCAAUUAUUACAUGCUUAUUUAAGACAU
This is a messenger RNA of Haliotis rubra (blacklip abalone), 2672 nucleotides long. RefSeq names its product ankyrin repeat and protein kinase domain-containing protein 1-like. Lineage: Eukaryota; Metazoa; Mollusca; Gastropoda; Lepetellida; Haliotidae. The coding region runs from base 16 to 1038 and encodes 340 amino acids. Gene Ontology annotation, molecular function: protein binding. The transcript has 3 exons. The record is from RefSeq and is a predicted model, not a curated record.